GAGGAAGAGGAGGAAGAGGAGGAAGAGGAGGAUGAUCCUUCAGGAGGACCAGCUGCUGCUCCACUGAUCACAUGGAGUCCUGUACAGGCAGCAGAGGUGGAGGAGGAGGAAGGUGGAGGCUCCGUCAUGUUGUCCCGGUCGUCCUGCUGUGGAUGAGUCUGCAGAGGCACGUGCUGGGCUGCAGCUCCACAGACUGUAACGUGAUGCUGACGGAGGCCCAGGGGAAGUUCACGUCGCCCUGCUACCCCCAGAAAUACCCCAAUUCUCAGGCCUGUAAGUGGACCAUGCAGGCCCCCGCCGGCUUCAUCAUCCAGCUCUCCUUCCUUGACUUUGACCUGGAGGAGGCGCCGGGCUGCAUCUACGACCGGGUGGUGGUGAACACGGGGAACACGGACGUUAGGUUCUGCGGCCCGACGGCCAACGGGCUGACGCUCAACUCCACGGGGAACGUGAUGGAGCUGUCCUUUACCUCCGACUUCAGCGUGCAGAAGAGGGGGUUCAGUGUUAGCUUCCGACACGUUGCCGUGGCGCUGAGGAACCAGAAGGUCUCCAUCUCCAGAGGAAACAGUCAUAUCACCGAGGUGUCCGGCUCCGUUUCCAUACCGACGCUCAGUCAGCUGACCAUCUGCUUCGAGCUGGAACGCAGCAGCCAACAUCAGAAAGAGUGGAUCUUCAGUUACGUCGACAGCAGCGGCAACGAGGCUCUGAGUUUUGGCUCCGAUCAGACCGGCAUGAAGAUGAUCGUCGACGGGGUGGUGUGCCCCAUCGACUCCAUCAUCACCUCCGCCGACUUCACCUCCGCCAUGAGGCCUUACUGCGUGCUCUGGUCGUCGUCCAACGGCCGGGUGGGAGUCUACUUCAGUGGGAGCUACUGGGCCCGCACCUGCUCCUCCUCUAGUGGACACUCGGUACCAGCAGGAGGACAGUUCCGGUUAGGAGGGCAGCACAGCUUCAACGGGAACGUCUACAACCUCCGUCUGUGGGACUACACCAUGACGGUGCCGCAGCUGAUGGCGCUGAGCUGCGACAUGGUGGGGAACGUCAUCGACUGGGACAACGCCCACUGGACCAUCCCGUCCGGAUCGGCCCAGACCGACACCACGCUCAGCUGCAGUGUAUCCCCGCCCAGCACCACACCGCUCACUACCAGCUGUGACUCCCCUGGACUGGGCUGCCCAGUUCUCCCUCCCAUCACUCCAUCUCCAUCCACCAUCCCUACCACUAGCAUGCCACUAACCCCAACCAUCAGCACCACCAGCACCACCAGCACAACCAGCUCCCUCUCCUCUGGUAAGGCUUCUCUCUCUGUAGCCCAACAGACAACCAGCAGCACGACAACUGUUUCCUCUGCUACCACUAACCUCCCAGCUACUAACCCAGCAACGCAUGUUCCAGUAGCGACUCCUCCACUGCUGUUAGUAACUACUAACCAACCAACCACUAACAUAGCUGCUACUACUGCUUCCUCUCGGGAGGGUUUAUACUACCGGGUUUCCUUUGUGGUGGACGCCGGGUCCGCGACGCUGACCCAAGCUGCUGUGGAGCGAGCUGUGGCAUUGUGGCUCAAUCAAACGUUUCAGAACUGGACCCAUUCCGUCUCCGUAGACUCCAUCAGUGUUCAGUCUGGUUCACAGAGCGGAGGAAACCCGACCAGCUUCUCGUGCCGGGCCCUGCUGGUUUAUUACUACAUCACCAAUGAGAGUCUGGGUGAAGCUGCUGUGUCCUCCAGGCUGUCGGUCAGUGAAGGCCUCAUGGGGGACGGCCUGCAGGUCCACUCCGCCUCCACGGACGUCUCUUUAAUAGAAAACUGUCCCGAGGAGAAUCCGCGCCACUACCUCUGGCCUGAGAGCCGACCCACCGUGACCCGGUUCCUGCCCUGCUUCCCCAACAAGGACCAGAGCACCUCCAGGACCUGUCUGAUCAGUCCUCAGAACCUCUCCUCCUAUUGGUCGCCGGCAGACGUCACCAACUGCACCGACAUCGACUCCAUCCAGGUGUCUGCAGAGAACGCGUUGGAGGUCGCCGUGCAGCUCGCCGUCAUCACCAACAACGAGCUGUCCAAUGAGGAGGUGUCUAAAGUGGUGAUGAAGGUGAAGGAGCUGGUGAACGUGGCUAAGAUCAACAGCUCGUUGGCCUCCACCGUGGUCACCAUCAUCUCCAACGUCAUGACGAGCUCCGAGAGCGCACUCGCCUCCUCCUCAGAGAAAGCUCUGAAGACAGUAGAUGAGUUGGUUCAGAAGAUCGAGUUUGACGGUCCGUCGAUCAGCAUCACCUCCAGACACCUGUCUCUGGGGAUCUCCACCCUCAACACCUCCAUGUUCAACGGGACCUCCUUCAGUGCCUUCCUGCCCCCAAACACCACCGACCCACAGAUUGACUUUGAGUCAGAGAGGAGUAACCCUUUAGCUCAGGUGAGUCUUCCUGCGUCUCUGCUGUCCGGCGUGUCCCUGAGUGAUGAAGACAGGUUGUCUCUGUCCAGAAUCAACUUCAUGUUCUUCAGCAGCACAAACCUUUUCCAGAAAGAGCAGGACGGCCUCUCGUUGAACAGCUACGUGGUGGCGAGCAGCGUGGGGAACUUCUCCAUCAGAGACCUGAAGGACCCGGUGAAGAUCCAGAUCGCUCACCUGUCAGAACAUACACACCUGAAUCCGGUCUGUAUGUUCUGGGACUUCAGCAUGAACAGUGGUGCUGGCGGCUGGAACGGAGUCGGCUGCAGAGCCUCCUCAGAAUCCAGCAGCAACAGAACCAUCUGUCUGUGUGACCACCUGACACACUUUGGCAUCCUCAUGGACAUUUCUGGAACUUCUCCCGACAUCGACCCGCAGAACAACAAGAUCCUGACCUUCAUCUCCAACAUCGGCUGCGGCGUCUCGGCCAUCUUCUCCGCCGCCACGCUGCUCACCUACAUCGCCUUCGAGAAACUACGGCGAGACUACCCGUCCAAGAUCCUGAUGAACCUCAGCACCUCCCUGCUGUUCCUCAACAUGGUCUUCCUAUUGGACGGCUGGCUGGCCAGUCUGAAGACCGAUUGGCUGUGCCUGUCCGUGGCCAUCUCCCUGCACUACUUCCUGCUGACCACCUUCACCUGGAUGGGCUUGGAGUCCAUCCACAUGUACAUCGCUCUGGUCAAAGUGUUCAACACCUACAUCCGCCGAUACAUCCUCAAGUUCUGCAUCGUGGGAUGGGGUCUCCCUGCCGUGUUGGUGGUGAUCGUUGCUGCCGUGGAUAAAACCAAUUACGGCCUGCUGGAGUACGGAAAGGGAGAGUCAGGAGAGGGAUCCUCAGACUGUUGGAUCCAGAACCAGGCCGUGUUCUACACCACCGUCGUGGGUUACUUCUGUCUGGUGUUUCUUCUGAACGUGGCCAUGUUCAUCGUGGUGAUGCUGCAGAUCUGCGGCCGCAACGGCAAACGCAGCAACCGCACGCUGAGAGAGGAGGUCCUCCGUAACCUGCGCAGCGUGGUCAGCCUCACCUUCCUGCUGGGGAUGACGUGGGGCUUCGCUCUGUUCGCCUGGGGGCCCGUCAACGUGGCCUUCAUGUACAUGUUCGCCAUCUUCAACUCGCUGCAAGGUCUCUUCAUUUUUAUUUUCCACUGCGCUCUGAAGGAAAACGUCCAGAAGCAGUGGAGACGAUACCUCUGCUGUGGACGCUUCAGACUGUCUGACAACUCAGACUGGAGUAAGACGCCCACCAACAACACCAAGAAGGUGAGCUCAGACAACCUGGGAAAGUCUCUGUCAUCCAGCUCCUUCGGCUCCACCACCGCCAACUGGACCUCCAAAGCUAAAGCUACGCUAAACCCCUUCACCAAGAGACACAGCAGCACAGAUAAAUGUUAUUCCAACCAGACCGGCCCCAAGUGCGUCUCCUCGUGCUCUUCAUCCGCAGAGGUGGAGCCCAACUCCUCGUCCUCCUCGUCCUCCAUCCUCCCCGUCAGCCAGAUGAUCGACAAGGUCAGAGGUUACUGCUCCACGCGCUCCGACAACUUCUACAAGAACAUCAUCAUGUCCGACAGCUUCGCCAACAGCACCAGGUUCUAGAGCCGUUCUAGAGCUGAUCUAUAGCUCGACCGCCCUUUUGUGUUUUGGAACUGUCCGAUUCGUUCUAGAAAAUGUAGUGACAUCAUCCU
Molecule: messenger RNA, 4129 nt
Organism: Anoplopoma fimbria (sablefish)
Lineage: Eukaryota; Metazoa; Chordata; Actinopteri; Perciformes; Anoplopomatidae
Gene: adgrg6
Product: adhesion G protein-coupled receptor G6
Exons: 31
Coding region: 72-4040 (1322 amino acids)
Biological process (GO): cell surface receptor signaling pathway; heart trabecula formation; adenylate cyclase-activating G protein-coupled receptor signaling pathway
Cellular component (GO): membrane
Molecular function (GO): G protein-coupled receptor activity; laminin binding
Source: RefSeq, a predicted model, not a curated record